AAAUGAGUCCAAUAGGUCCAAAUGACAUUUCAUGUUGUGACAACCUCGGAAAAAAUGAAGCAAAGAGCGAAUCAUUUGUCCUUUUCUCACUCAUAGUUUGUGUCGUAAGCUAGAAGAGAGCCGGUUUAUAGUUUCUGAAUUCUUAUUUUAGCCUUCUUUCUAUGCUUUAGUUAUUGUUCUGAGCAUCUAGCAGAUCUAGCAUGUGUACUUAACUUUUUGCUUGUACUACAUAAAACAGUCGAAAACAAAACAAAAUUGUGGAUGUCGAUAGUUUCCUUUUCUGUGAUAGAUUUUUUCGUGUUUAAUUUACAACUACCGAACAGAAGUAGGUGAAUAUCGCCAGUGCGGUGCUAUCAUUGAAAACCUAAAUCAUGUCCAGUAUAAAUUAUACAACCCGCACAGAAGGCCAAACAAAAAUCAAUACAAUAAUAUGGACAGUGCCCAAUUUCAUAAAUCUUUUAGAGAAUAAGACUACCAGAGAAUUUCGAACAGAAAAAUCUAAAGAUUCCAGUGUUGCUGAAGUUGCUGAUUCCAGAUUUCAACUGAAAAUGCAAUUUUUGGGUAGAGAUAACGAUAUAAUCGAGAUAUACUAUUUGUCACCAAACCCGGUUUUUCUGAAGUCAAUUUUAACAAUUUGUCUGAAGCGAUUUGAAGAACGGUCCAUAGUUAUAAAAGAAUACCAUACAGUGCAAGCUAAUAAGUGGCAGUAUCUUGCGACGCUUUACAAGAGAGACAUAGCGAGCUAUGAUGGCCGCGAUAUAUUCCUUUUAAGUGACGGUAGCUUACGGCUAAAAUUCCAGUUUAUGGUAACUAACGACAUCAAAGUCGAUCGCUCCAAUGUACCAGAAGCUCAACUGAGUAAUGACUUUGAGAACUUACUAAACAAUGGUCUGUUUUCUGAUGUUACAAUGAAGUCUGCUGAAAAUGUGGAAUACAAAGUGCAUAAAGCGGUACUAGCGAGUAGGAGCGCAGUCUUGAAGGCGCAUUUUGAACAUAACACCACUGAAUGCUUCACCAAUGUUGUUGAAUCUCCAUUAGAGUCUGAAGUGCUGCGUGAGGUUCUGACCUUCAUAUACAGUGAUAAAGCUCCGAGAGUGGAUGAAAUACCAGAGAAACUAUUAGCAGCAGCAGACUACUACCAACUCAGCAGGCUAAAGAGUCUAUGUGAGGAAGCCUUACAUAAGAAACUGACUGUAGAAAAUGCAAUAGAAACUCUACAGUUGGCAGAUUUACACUCAGCAAAUACAUUGAAACAAUUGACCUUAGAAUUCAUUAAAGAUGGACAGGCUAAACUCAUUACCAAGACUGAAGGCUGGGCAAAGGUAAAAUCAGUUGAAUUAAUCAAAAGAAUAUAUGAAUACAUCAUGACUGAUGAUGUGGAAGCAGAUAUAAAAUAGUAUUGCAAUAGCAAAUCAAUUUCUUCAACAAUUCUUCUUGGAAAUCUAUUGAUUGUGAAGAAAAAGUAACUAAUAGUAAAUUAGUUUUGUUGAGGACUCUUGAAUUAUGGGACUAUAUUAAUUUUAUUAUUGAAAUUAUGCACAUCUUGACAAUUUAUCCUCACUAAAGCCAUGUAAUUAAUUUUAAGUGUUAUUUGGUGUAACUUAGAUAAAUGCUGUGUAUUGGGGAAA
This is a messenger RNA of Pectinophora gossypiella (pink bollworm), 1628 nucleotides long. RefSeq names its product speckle-type POZ protein-like. Gene Ontology annotation, molecular function: ubiquitin protein ligase binding. Gene Ontology annotation, biological process: proteasome-mediated ubiquitin-dependent protein catabolic process; regulation of proteolysis. Gene Ontology annotation, cellular component: cytoplasm; nucleus. The record is from RefSeq and is a predicted model, not a curated record. The coding region runs from base 372 to 1397 and encodes 341 amino acids. The transcript has a single exon. NCBI's taxonomy places the organism in Eukaryota, Metazoa, Arthropoda, Insecta, Lepidoptera, Gelechiidae.